Messenger RNA from Aedes albopictus (Asian tiger mosquito), 5757 nucleotides. RefSeq names its product phosphatidylinositol 4,5-bisphosphate 3-kinase catalytic subunit beta isoform. The record is from RefSeq and is a predicted model, not a curated record. Gene Ontology annotation, biological process: phosphatidylinositol-mediated signaling; cell migration; phosphatidylinositol-3-phosphate biosynthetic process. Gene Ontology annotation, molecular function: 1-phosphatidylinositol-3-kinase activity; 1-phosphatidylinositol-4-phosphate 3-kinase activity. NCBI's taxonomy places the organism in Eukaryota, Metazoa, Arthropoda, Insecta, Diptera, Culicidae. Gene Ontology annotation, cellular component: phosphatidylinositol 3-kinase complex; cytoplasm; plasma membrane.
UCGCGUAUGUGUUUGUGUGCGCGUGUGACCGUAGGUUGUGAAGUUAUCGCCUUCUGUAUUUUCUGCUCACCCAACUUGUCGGACGGGAAAUCUGUUAGCGAAAGAUAUUUUGCUCGAAAAUAAGUUGAAAAUCCGUUCCAAAGUGUCCGAAAUGUGUUUUAGCGUGAAGUUUAAAUGUUCGGGAGUGCAGUGAACGUAAAUUUUCUGUGGUCAGUGCAUUGAUUCGGGUGGAAAAAUAGUGUUUUGCGUGGGCUCCUCUCGAUUGGAAGAAAAAUAAAAUCGAAAUCCCCCACGAGAGCCAGCCAGCCAGCAAGACAGCGCUGCUGGUGCUCGGCUGCUGCUGCAGUGUGUGGAUCGAAGAAAGAGUUCAAGAAUAAGCAAACGAAAAAAGCACCAUCACCGCAGAUACGACGGACGACGACGAGACGAUUGUUUGCCACGAAAAAAAGUACACCAUUUUGCCCAGCGGAAAUUUUUGUGCUAAAAGAAAAUGCAAAAUUGCAAGUGAUAAGCCUCGGCUGAUGGGGAGGGAGCUUGACGACAACACACGACGAUGAGUGCUGUUUUUUUAAUACAAUGCGAUAAAAUUUAAUAUUUGCCUGCCUUAUUUCGGGGUCUACCUAUUAAACCGUGUGGCACGGAUCGCGGAUCGUCGCAAGGCAGUAAGUGUGCAGGAAAAAAAAAAUAAGGUGGGCCGAAAUCGUCGUGGAGGGCGGCGGAUCGGAUGGAUGAUGGAAAAUGUGAUGAAACGAAGAAGGAGCGCCAUUACGGUGUCUGGGAUUUCGGUGGUGGCGUACUGAGACUGAGAAGCGCAGACGUACACUUUCUAGCAGCUAUACACGGUGUUAUCAUCCAGCCAUGUGAUCGCCAGGGUCGCAGGUCUACAACUCUCCGGAAUCAAAAGUGUGUGAUGAAACAAUAGAUAUCGGUUACAGUGCACAAAAAGUACCGAGCAUCUUUUGCAAGAAAAAAGCAGCUGAAAAAACAAUAAGCGGAACACAGUUCACAGUGACAAAUACAAGCAAAUAGAAAAGUGGCCAAACACUUGUGUGCCGUGUGCUUAGAGCCCCACAUAGAGCAGAAGAGUGCUAGCAGCAGGGGAAACCGUUAUUCAAAGUUCCGAAAAACAACAAAGUGGCAUUUUGCUGUGUGCAAACCGGGGCUGGCUGAAGGAAGAGAGGGUAAUAGGUAAACAGGUUGUUUUUGUUACGAAUGUGCAAAUAAUACGCGGCAAACGGCAAUCGCGAAACUGGAAGAACAACAGCUACGACGACGACAAUAACAACUCAUCGCCGUCCGUUUCGUAGCUCAUAUCGGGAGAAAGCGGCAAAGCAAACCAGCGAGCGCCGUUCCGUUCGUUCGUCAGUCAGUAGUACGCUGGAAGAGCGCACUGCAAUCCUAUUGGGAGUGCAUUAAGGGAAAACUUCCCGCCAGCGCAGGAGUACGCCGCUUUGCACCUUAAACGUGAAGAUUGUGAAAUUAUGUGGAUAUUAUUGUAAUGGUGAAUAGGUUAUUUGUACAGAUUAUAAAAAAAGUUAAUUAUUGUUUAAAUAAUCGAGUUGGUGCUACAGGAGAGCGUUACGCGCGGUGCUAAACAGUGGAGCAAGAUGGGGAUGGGAAUGUUUAACUACGACUACUGGGCCAACCCAGAGGAGCACACCGACAUUACGUUCUUUCUGCCAAACGGUGUGCUCAUCAUACUGAAAUAUUCAAUCUACACAACACUGCAGGAUCUUAAAGCGGUGGCGGAAAUCGUAUCCCUGCUGCAGGAGUGGCCCAUCCUGCCGGUGGAGCGUGCCCUCGAACUGCUCGACUACGCCUACGCCGACCAGUACGUACGACGGUAUGCCGUCAACUGCCUGCGCACCAUCCAGGACGACGAGCUACUGCUCUACCUGCUGCAGCUGGUCCAAGCCAUGAAACACGAAUCCUAUCUCUACAGCGAUCUGGUGGAUUUCCUGCUGCAGCGGUCGCUCAACAACCAGCACAUCGGGCACUUUUUCUUCUGGCACUUGCGGUCGGAAAUUCUGGUUCCCUCGGUGCAGGUGCGGUUCAGUCUUAUUCUGGAGGCGUACUUGAAGGGCAGCCAGGAGCAUAUAUCGAUCCUGUUGAAGCAGAUGCAGUGUUUGCGGAAGUUGCAGCAAGGAUCGGAACUGGUCAAAAAGGGAAACAAGGAAAAGGGGAAGUCGCUGUUGAUGGACUAUCUGCAGGACAAACCCGUUGGGGAUGCGUUGUCCGACGUGAUUAGUCCGUUGAAUCCCAGCUUUCGGUGUAAGGCCGUCCGGAAAGAGAAGUGCAAAGUGAUGGAUUCGAAGAUGCGUCCGCUGUGGAUUGUGUACCAGAAUUCCGACAUGAAUGGCGACGAUAUUAAUAUGAUUUUCAAGAAUGGCGACGAUCUCCGGCAGGACAUGCUGACGUUGCAGAUGCUACGAAUCAUGGAUCGAAUAUGGAAGAGUCAUGGAUAUGACUUCCGGAUGAACCCGUACAGUUGUAUCAGUACCGACCGGCGGUUAGGAAUCAUCGAGGUGGUGCUCAACGCGGAAACCAUUGCCAACAUCCAGAAGGAGCGGGGAAUGUUCUCGGCCACGUCCCCGUUCAAGAAGGGUUCGCUGCUGACGUGGCUCAAGGAGCACAACACGACGGAGGAGAUGCUCGCCAAAGCAAUACAGGAAUUUACGCUCAGCUGCGCCGGGUACUGUGUGGCGACGUACGUGCUGGGGGUGGCCGAUCGGCACUCGGACAAUAUCAUGGUGAAAAAGACUGGUCAGCUGUUCCACAUCGAUUUCGGUCACAUACUGGGGCAUUUUAAGGAGAAGUUCGGCUUCCGGCGGGAGCGGGUGCCGUUCGUGCUGACGCACGACUUUGUGUAUGUGAUCAACAACGGGCGGACCGAUCGGGAAGCGAAAGAGUUCCGCCAGUUCCAGCAUCUUUGCGAAGAGGCAUUUUUAAUCCUACGAAAGCACGGAUGUCUAAUCCUAUCACUGUUUGCCAUGAUGAUCUCGACUGGUCUGCCCGAGCUGUCCUCGGAGAAGGAUCUCAACUAUCUGCGCGAAACCUUGGUACUGGACCUACCGGAGGAGGACGCCCGAACGCACUUCAAGUCCAAAUUCAGCGAAGCCCUGGCCAACUCGUGGAAAACGUCCCUCAACUGGGCCUCGCACAACUUCUCCAAGAACAACAAACAGUGACAGUUGCGUUACAAUCUGACCAUGUAAAGCCAUCAUCCCCUGUAGCCUGUGGAAGGCUUGGCCUUCCACAGGAAUCGAGUCAAGUGGUGGACGCUUUUGAGAAUCGUCUAUCUUCAAGAAGCAUCCAGCGUCAUCAGAGAGUAGCUCUAUUUGUUUGUGCACAGCCCACGUCUCACCGUCUUUGAAAUAAAGCCAUGCAACAUCUUUGUGGUUGAUAUGGUUUGAUCGUAUUCUGGCAAGGUAAGGUUAUUUAUUCUUUUCUUAUUUCGAAAUGAACCAUUCUCAGCGGUGUGAAUGUACUUGGAUAGGGUGAGAUCCCUAUUUAGUGACACUCUUAGUUGGAAAUGCCUUUCAGUGAUGAUGAAGAUGGACAAGUGAUUCUACAACAGACAUGAUUAAGUUGGUUUGCCAUUGGCAUCUGAUAAAAGUAUAAGGAAAUCAUUUAUGAAUUGAAGACGUUCAAUCGACGUUGCAAGUCCCCUAUAAGGUAACGAAUUCGAUUCCCGAUCGGUCCAGGAACUUUUCGCGAAUGAAAUUUCCUUGACUUUCUUGAGCAAAGAGAUCUUAGUGCCUGCCACAAGAUAUACACAUUGGCAGAGGAAAGCUCUCAGUUAAUAACUGUGGAAGUUCUCAUAGAACACUAACAAGCUGAGAAGUGAGCUUUGUCCCAGUUGGAACGUUACGCAAAUUAGAAGAAUACUUUCAUUAAAAAUUUGUUAUAGAAACAUUUCUUUAAUAACUUUGUGGGGUUUUUUGAGAGUUUCAUCCGAGGUAUUUCCCAGAAGUUUUAAGGGAAUUAUUUUCGCUGUUCCUCCCGAGAUUUAUGCAAAAGCUCCUACGGAAAUCUUCUCGGAGUUUCUUCCGGAAUUUAUCCUUAAAAUACACUGGAAUUGUUUCCGGUGUUCAUCACAGAUUUUUUGCAGGAGUUCCUCCUUGGAAUUAUCCCAACGGUUUCCUACUUCCUACGGAGCUCCUACUGCGAGUUUUUCCAAAAUAACGUCUGAAGUUCUUCACGGAAUCAUCCCUAGAGUUUCUCUAUGGAUACUUCCUGGGGUAAUCUUCGGAAAGCCUUAUAAGAACUUCCAAGAGAAAUCUCGGAAGGUAUCCCCGGGAGAAACAAUUAAAUAAACCUUAGGAGAAACUCUGGUAGCAAUUCCGGGAGGAAAUGUGCUUUGAAUCUUGAGAAAACCUCUGGAGAAAUCCACGGGGGAAUUCUUGCUGAAAUCCUGAGAGUACCGUCAGAUGGGGUAACGGGCCAAAGGAUGCGUUGAGAUAACAGAAUAACAGAAUAGUUCCCUCUAAAAUUUCUCCUAAAGUUCCUCGUCAGACCUUGAGCGGAGUUACUUCCAAGAUCUUAUACGGAGCUUUUUUCUGGAGUUUUCCAAAAUAACGUCUGAUGUUCUUCACGGAAUCAUUCCUAGAGCUUCUUUCUGGAUACUUCCUGGGGUAAUAUUCGGAAAGAAUCUCAGGAGAAACAAUUAAAGAAACCCCAGGAGAAACUCUGGUAGCAAUUCCGGGAGGUAAUGUGCGUUGAAUCUUGGGAAAACCUUUGGAGAAAUUCACGGGGGAACUCUUGCUGAAAUCCUGAGAGUAACCCAGAAGAAAUCCAGAUUUCCUCAUUCUAAAAAACAAAAACACCUUCCUUGCCUUCGACGGAUCAGUUGUCGCUGGUUUUCGGCUGCUGUCCGACUGUCGCUGGGUCGUAUAGGUUUUCUUGAAUGACAAGUUGAAACGGGUGGGGCAAGAUGAAACAGCGGGUUAGUAUGACGUUUUCUAACGAUGAUAAACAAUCUUAUUGGCGUAACACAUAGUUUUUGAUUCAAACAAUCUUUUAGCGAAGGAUAAAUUUUCAAAUUGUAUUGAAUUCUAUUUCAAAAUUUCGCGUUUCAUUUUGCCCCACCCGUUUCAACUUGCCCCGAUGUACCUUACAGUAAUUAUGCAAAGCUACAAGCUAAUCAAAGUGUCCCAUUUUUUCGUAGACACACUUUUUAUGAUAGUUUUGUUGAGAAUGAUUUCAAAACUCCGCCAUCACACAGAAAAUCUACUCUGAGUUCUACUCAUGAUCUACAAAAAUUGUUGUUGAAUUACUGAAUAUUUCGAAAAUGUUAUCUCAGUGAUACAAUAUACUGGCGUCCCUUACAUAACUCAAAUUUCUGAACAGUUGGAUCACUUCAAAUCUGUCAUUAUCCACUACGCAAUGUGACAUAGUUUGCAGUUCCGCUGGUCACCGCACUAUGUUUUCAACGGGUAGGAAUCACGUCACCGUCACGUAUUGUAUCUAGUAAUAAUAAAAACCUUAAAUCAAUAAGUUCUAUAGUCACAUUUUUAGUGUACGCAACGCAUACACCAGAGAACAGCGCAGUCUCAACAAGUCUGCACAGCAGCAAAUGAAAUUCGCACCCUAAGUAGGCACUUUUCAAAUUUGUGUUUGUCUUUCAACCAACAUUUUGUUUAAGGUUUAAAUUAAAGAACACUAGUAGAAAAAAGGUUUUCGAAUGAAUCGUAAUAAUUGUCGAAGACAGCCCGGGUGGGUAUAGUGGGAAGUAAUGUUAAAUAUGUGUAUAUUUAU